AUGAUGCGGAGCAAGCCUUCUUCCUCCAUGCAAAAGAUCUACGAUGAAUCUUAUCUGCAUUGCUCUACCGCAGUCUUCUUCGAGGGUCAGGGAAACGAAGCAGAGGCUGUUCGAUCAUGGAGGUCUGCCCUAGAUGGCAUUACCUACUUCAAAGCCUACAAACUCCCUUUCAACUAUCAACCCAAGUCCGAAACCGAGAAGGCUCUUUACGAUUCCCUCCGACAAUUGGAAGAUCAAUGCAAAGAAAGGGUGGAUCUGUUAGAAGCCCUCAGGAUCAGCCGCCAGGAUGCUGCCAGAGACACUCCAGAAGAAAAGAAGUCCGAAUCAGGACGAAGGCGGUUAGGAAAAGCGAGAGCCGUUCCUGAUCAAACGCCCACACCCACACCGGACAAGUCUUCGUCGUCAUCGUGGCUGGGGGACGAGACCGUCCGGCCGAUGCAGAUGUCAGAACUGCCUACUCCUACUCCCGCACUCCCUCCUCGUCCCUCGAUUCUCACGAGUAGAUCAAGCGAAAGAACGCUGAAGAAGGAGGCGUCAUCUCAAGAUUCUCGCAGUCAGUUGUCGUCUAGCAGGGUGCCAAGUUUACCAGUCCCCGCAACCAAGGUUUCAAGAAGCCCGAGCCCUGAUCAUGCAAGGAAGACAAUGCGAACGACGCUGCGCCCGGAGAAGAAGGGGUUUAGGAAAUAUCGAUCGGCCCCGAACAAGGACAGGCUCCCCGAUACCAUGAGGGCUGCUGGGCUGGCAUGGGAAGCACAGCCCCGUCUCAGCGCUACAGUCAACAAUCGACCAGAAUCUGAUCCUUCAAUAGAGGCCCGACUCAGCGCUACCGCUGCUAGGCGCAGCAUUGACCAAGAUGCAGCAUCGAGGUUCGAGGAUCGUCGAAGGUCUAACCCUACACCAGUAUCGCCUAGCUUUGAUCAAACUUCCCAUACCUAUUCCCGAGAUUACUCAUAUGCAACAUCUUCGAGAUCCUCCAUGCAAAAAUCCUUGGAGAGUCUCCAGUUGGGAGACACUCAGCCGACCACGUCGGUUCCGAAUCUAAUAGACUUAGACCCUGAACCUGAUCACCUUCCUCCUCCUGUACCAGCCCACGCAAUGCUCCCAGGCCCGGGCCUGACCGGGCCGAGGCCGAGGUCUCCUGCUUCCAUUCCAAAAGCACCUGAUAUCGUCUAUCGCAAGGAAUAUCCUGCUCGGCAACAGAGAGUUCCACCGGCUAUCGCAAACAAUGUGCUUGACAAGGCGUACAUGCGAAAUGACAGGCUAUCUCCGUCCAUUAGCCGAAAGCCGGUCGCCAACACAGGUGUGACACUCGAAUUACGAGGCCGAUCUCCUGGUCAUCGGGAGCAACUAUCGGAGAGUGAGGAGGAGGGUCCGAAGACUGCAACCAGCAAGCCAAGACGGCCGCGAACGACACGGGCUGAGAGCGCGAAGACGAUAACUCCUCCGUCAACGGACGCCGAAUCUCUGGAGGACGAAGGCUCGAUGUCUUCAUCGGAAAAGAAGAUGGAACAUGUGCUCAAGAAUCUCCCCAAGGGACUGGACGAGAAUUCGGCGAAACAAAUUCUGAACGAGAUUGUGGUCAAGGGGGAUGAAGUUCAUUGGGAUGAUGUUGCGGGACUCGAGGCGGCGAAAAAGGCACUGAAAGAAGCAGUUGUGUAUCCCUUCUUGCGACCAGACUUGUUUAUGGGACUACGCGAGCCUGCAAGGGGCAUGUUAUUGUUUGGGCCACCCGGAACCGGGAAGACGAUGCUUGCACGGGCAGUGGCGACGGAGAGCAAGAGUACCUUUUUCGCCAUCAGCGCGAGCAGUCUCACCAGCAAAUGGCACGGUGAAUCGGAGAAGCUGGUCCGGGCAUUGUUCGCAAUGGCCAAGGCGUUGGCGCCGAGCAUCAUCUUUGUUGACGAAAUCGACUCUUUGCUCAGUUCGAGAAGCGGGUCGAGCGAGCACGAAGCAUCAAGGCGCAGUAAGACGGAGUUCCUGAUCCAGUGGUCGGAUUUGCAGAGAGCAGCUGCAGGGAAGGAUACAACCGUGGGAGAUGCCAGCCGGGUUCUGGUGCUCGCGGCGACGAAUUGCCCUUGGGAUAUUGAUGAGGCGGCACGACGGCGAUUCGUCCGAAGGCAAUACAUUCCUCUACCAGAAAAGGAGACGAGAGAAACGCAGAUAAGGACACUGCUCGGUCAUCAGAAGCACGAGCUGAGUGGCGAAGACAUUGAACGGCUUGUGGAGCUGACGGAAGGAUAUUCGGGAUCAGACAUUACUGCCCUGGCGAAAGACGCAGCGAUGGGGCCACUGAGGCACCUGGGUGAGGCCUUGCUCUUUACGCCGAUGGACCAGAUCCGAUCAAUCUACAUGGUGGACUUUGAGGCGAGUUUGGAAAGCAUACGACCGAGCGUGAGUAAGAAGGGCCUGGAGGAAUUCGAGGAGUGGGCCCGAGAUUUUGGUGAAAGGGGAGGGUAG
Molecule: messenger RNA, 2457 nt
Organism: Exophiala aquamarina CBS 119918
Lineage: Eukaryota; Fungi; Ascomycota; Eurotiomycetes; Chaetothyriales; Herpotrichiellaceae
Product: adenosinetriphosphatase
Exons: 3
Coding region: 1-2457 (818 amino acids)
Molecular function (GO): ATP hydrolysis activity; ATP binding
Source: RefSeq, a predicted model, not a curated record